UGUGUGUGUGUGUGUGUGUGUGUGUGUGUGUGUGUGUGUGCAGAUGAUCCCACCCAGAGGCUGUGCCUACAUCUGUAUGGUCCACAGACAGGAUGCAUAUCGCGCUCGCCAGAAGCUCAGCACUGGCUCCUUUAAGAUAGGCUCCAAAGUCAUCAAGAUUGCAUGGGCUCUGAACAAAGGGGUAAAGCAGGAGUACAAGCAGUUUUGGGAUGUGGACCUGGGUGUCACCUACAUACCCUGGGAGAAGGUGAAGCUGGAUGACCUGGACGGCUUUGCUGAGGGAGGAAUCAUCGACCAGGAGACCGUUAAUGAUGGUGAAAACACACAUUCUUAUAAAGGGGGAAAAACUGCUUUUAGAUAUUGCCUAGGAAAGAGAUAAAUGAAUAUUUGUGAA
This is a messenger RNA of Notothenia coriiceps (black rockcod), 394 nucleotides long. Its product is annotated as protein SCAF8-like. Lineage: Eukaryota; Metazoa; Chordata; Actinopteri; Perciformes; Nototheniidae. The transcript has 2 exons. The record is from RefSeq and is a predicted model, not a curated record. Gene Ontology annotation, cellular component: nucleus. Bases 44 to 379 code for a protein of 111 amino acids. Gene Ontology annotation, molecular function: RNA binding.